CGCGAGUUUUUGCGCUGAAUGACUAGGAGAUCAGUUUUUUUGGAUUUUCGGGCCGAAUCGCGUAAACUAAAACUAAACUAGUGCCAGUUUAUCCUAGAUAUUUGUUGAUUAAUGCCCGUGCUUGUUUCGCAACUUCUGCCAUGUGCAAAUAUGCAGCCUGGAUAAGUUUCCAGUUUUCAUUCAUCUAAUUGGAAAAACUGUGCAAAAUACAGUCGGUUUUUGGCAGCUGACGCUGCGUGCAUUUACACCGCUCUUUGUCGCUCCGGUUGGGGCACCUUGCAAGUACUGGUAGAGGAACCGGAAGUUCUCCAGCGAUUUUAACGGGGUUUUUAUAGCAAAUUUAAUGAACAAACCAACAAACAAUGCGGUUCAAGGCUUAAAAUUCGCGAUAACCGAGUUCGAGUAUAACGUGGAAUUUGUGCCAUGCGUCUGUGCCGGAUUCAACGCGUGCGCGAGUGCAAUUCAGUCGGGAUUGUCAUGGAGCUCGUUUGACAGCACUUAAGGUGUUUGUGUAUAAAAAUAUCGGAUUUUUCCGGGCUUUACCACAACAUAUACAUCGAAUUGCCGGAUUCGCCUGUGCCAGUGCGGUGCCGCAACACCCUGUAGACUGUAUCAGUUAAACAUGCACGGCAUGACAAGGAAACCUACACAUUUCUUCCCCUGAAUGAAUUUUUGCACCCUUUGCCAGAAAACUUCUUCAAACGGCUCCGUGGACGACCUGAAACCAGCCGCUUCUCCUCUAUUGGAACCAUCUAAACAGAUGUCAAAACCCGGCCCUAAAAUCAUUCGCACCAUCAACGGUUCCGAACUGAACUCGAACAACAUCAUCCUGGUUCGCAGCACAAAAACUCUGGAUGGCGGUCACAUUCUACUGAGAACCGAUAACUUCGUUAAGAACAACGUUUUGCUGGAUGAUGGCCGCGAAUCCAAAAUGGGCCAAAUUAUCCUGCAGCCCAAUUCGGAGUUUAAAAAAGGGGUGUAUUUGCAGGGCGUUAAAAGAUUGGGUGGAAAUGCCCCGAUUUUUCUGCUCAGCAGCGGAGAUUCCGGGGGCCAUUUGAUCAUUCAAACGUCUUCAGAACAGGCCGCUGCCGCGCCUCAAAGAGUGCUCAAUGCCGAUAGUCUGCUGAAGGAAACGAACUCAACUUUAGAAGUCGCCUCGGAUAAUGAAGCAGGAUGCAGCAGCAGCAGCAGAACAGCGCCCAUUGGAUCAGGUAUGUAGCGGCCUAUCUCAAUUAGUGAUCUCAUAUUGUGGUAAGUGUGUUGCAUUUUUUAAUUGCCCUGCACAUAUAUUUUCAUACCGAAUUCGCUGGCAGUCGUUUUAAAAGAAAACUGCUCUAAGCUCGAAAAGUCGCUUGAAUUGCCGCAUUUAUUGUUACGGUAAAUCGUUAAUAUUGACGAGUAGUAAAUUGAACGGCAUUAUGAACCCUUGCGGAUAUUUUAUUGCAGAAACUCGACUUUAAAAGCCGUCUCCCUCUGAUUUAGGGAAACUUUCCCGAAAGUUAUCAUGGGACAUCUGUCGUUCCAAAGGAAAAUAACUUGCAAAUUGUCUGCUUUAUUAUGCAGAUCCACUUAAUUGCUUUCUGUAUACUUCAGCUACUUAAAAUUGAAAGUUUAACUGAAAUCUUUUAGACACGUUUUAUUACUAACAAGCAAAGUUUUUAUCACUGUUCGCCCCAGACACUAUUUAUAUCUCGAUUUGUAUAUAAAUGGGUCUUCGACGUAGGCGAUCAUGAAUUAUGGAGAGUCAUUCGGGUAAAAUUAGAUCCUGGUUAGCCCAGUUCCAAACCCCCGUUAAUUUCAGUCUAGUCAAGAAGAAAUUCGAUAAGGAGUAAUUUAUGAUGGUUUUCGAGUAGUUUAAAUUUGAGCGCCUGAAAAGGAUAAACAACAAUGCAAGUUUUCUUUCGUUGCGAUCUUCCACAAUGACCUAGUUGUAACAGCAAAACAUUCAAACUUCUUACAAUAGUCGAUUUAUGCACAGUUUUAACUAGUUUGUCAUUGAAUCACCGUGUUUGACGGUUUAGAGAGAAUUUGCCCUACAAAAAGUCGAUUGUCUAAACUGAAAAUGUUUAGACGCUCUUCAAACAGAAACGUGAAUAUUACACAUUGUGUUUUACGUCUGUAAGUGGAUUGAUUGGACAAAAAUUAUGGCAAAAGCUUUGCAUGAGUUCACAAUUAUUUGCUCUUGUUGAAGGCAAUGCAAGAGCUCUGAUGAAAAGGUGCGACUUUCUGGUUUUUUCUUCUAUAUUUCCCAUCUUGCUUGGAAAAUGUAAAUACGUUCAUUGAAAUGAUGACGUGUCUCGGGAUUUUUUUGUACAAAUUCUUCAUUGGCUUCUUACGAAUUUAUUUCAGUUAAAAGUAUACGCAUAUUGAGGAGCUUCUGAGCUCGAAAGCUACGCAAUAAGUGCAGAAACACACAGGUCAAAAAUGCUUCAAAAUCUUUCUCUAGACUUUUCUGGUCCGAUAUAGUUAGCAGAAAAUGUUGUUCAACUUUUAUCAUCAUUUUGAAUCAAAGUUUAAUAGUUGCUGUUUCCUAAUCAACUUUACAACUCCCUGAGUCUAUUUUGCACAUUUAUUUUUCGAUUUUUUUUGGUUGAUUUUUAAAGCAAAUGAGUCCGGAAUUAGCUGUAGCUUAUACAUUGAGUUGGAUUAUUUUAAUUAAAUGCUCAGUACUUUGAUUCAGAACUUCUACCGCUCAAUUUUUAGACCAAUAUUGCCUUUAUUUAAUUUUUCAUAUGAAUUCUCCUUCAAUCUGAUUUUAUGGCUUUGUUUGUAAUUUGCCUCAUCCAUUUUCAAGCUUUCAAAAUGUCUUUGUUUCAGGUUUAUCGUUCAAUUUUUUGUGUUCUUUUGGAGGCAACUUUUUUCUGCUCGUAUCCCUCCGAACGCAGUCUGAACUGAAAAUCUGUAGUUUUAAAAUCGAAAUGUAUCGCCGAUUUUGAGUUUUUUCGACUGUUAACCAACGAUUCUGGGCUAAAACAUCCUGCAUUUGCACACUGGGGGCUUAUUUAUAGAAAAUGGUGAAUCUCGUUUGAUUUUCUAAUGAUUAUUAAGCGCUCCUGUAGAGGCAAUAGAAAUUAAAUUUUCUAUCAAAUACUGAACCUGUUAUCUUUUAACUAAUUCGGCUUUUUGAAAAAAUAAAGUUAGUUAAAAACAUUAGACAUUUUUUUUUUCAAAAUCCCUAAGAAAGGUCAAAGUUCUUGACCAAAACGGCUCCCAAUUUAUUUUACUUCCGCUCGAAAACAAGAAGGGCCACUUUCUCCAUUUGAAACCACUUAAAAAACCCGAGUACUCUUUCAAUUUUCGUUGGGCUAAUCUUGUCAAAAAAACAUGUUAAAAUCAUUCAACAUGAACCAUAGAAUGUUGUGAUUUCGUCUAAACCUGAUACUUACUUAUUUCAAAAUUACAGUCCAUUUCCAGCAAUUUUUGUAAUUUUCAAGCAAUUUGCGUCUCAACAAAGAUCUUUGUAAUCCGUAAGAAAGAGCUUUAUAGAUUUUUAUCAGUAUUUUUUUGGUUUAUUAUUUUAAGUCUUUUGAGGUUCAUUUUUCAGGGCACUGAAAUCCAAUCUGAAAACGACUAGAUAUUCUGCUUUAGUUCACUUAUUGCGUGAAUUUAUAAGCAUAUUUUCAUGCAGAUGCUUAAUAAUGAAAUGUGACUUCAAAUUCUGUUUUCUCCUGCUAUCUUUCGGAGUACAAUUUGAAAUUAAAAUAAAUAUGUUUAAAAUCGAUGAAAGUUUUUAAUUUAAUUUUUAGAAUCCCUUUUAGUUAAUGUCUUACAGUUGUUCUUUCUCGAUCAAAUUCAAAAGUGUGUCAUUUUUUCAAGUUUUCUGUCCUUUUGAGCGUUUCCAGUUCCAGAAUACUAAUUCUUCAAAUUAUAAACCAUUUUCAUGAGAAAGAAGCAAAAAAUUCGACUAAUUCAAUGGAAAAUACGUAUAUAUCCGAAAUAAUUAUGGUCCGCUUUGAUUUUUUGACAUUUAACCAACGAUUCUGAACUGAAACAUUUUUCCCAAGAAAAAGAAUUUUCCCACUGUGGACCUUUUUUAAGCACAUAGCAAAACAAAACGCUCAUCGUCUGAUUCCUAUAAAUUGUUAUUCGCUCUUGGGAUAGACAACAGAAAAUUCACCUCAGAAAGAAAAUUUUGCCAUCACAUCGAUUAUCUAGAAGUAUUUUCGUAUUUAAUAGUGAUUGAAAGACACACUGCUGAGAAAUGUAUGUUUUUGUUAAAACAAUGGGCAAAUUCGCCUGAAAAGGCUCUAAGAAAGCUUCAAUUUUUUACAAGUUUACGAACUGUGGUAAU
Dendroctonus ponderosae (mountain pine beetle) is the source of this 4291-nucleotide messenger RNA. RefSeq lists its product as uncharacterized. The transcript has 4 exons. The record is from RefSeq and is a predicted model, not a curated record. Bases 665 to 1219 code for a protein of 184 amino acids. Lineage: Eukaryota; Metazoa; Arthropoda; Insecta; Coleoptera; Curculionidae.